AUGCCGUCGCACAAUAUCGACCACAACAGCAAAUACAUGUUUGCCUCGCAAUCACAUGUGCGCAAUGCAUGCGAUGCCUGUCACAAGCGCAAGAUCCGUUGCAUCGUGUCGAGAAACGGCGGGCCGUGCCACAAUUGCAGGUCAAGAGGCCUUUCAUGCUACUUUCUGCCGCGGUAUAGAAGCGGCAGGCCACGCCUACGCGAGCACUCGCCGCCCGACAUGAUCGAGGAUCAUUUGAUUGCCACUCCCACCAGCACUGUUAAUAUCUCCCCGUGGCCCACGUCUGAAAACCCGCUCGCAAGCCCGCCAGCAAGAAAGUCUCCCAGGGCUAGCCACCAAAGCAGUAAUGAUGAUCUCUUCGAUUGGGUCCGUCCUCAAGACUUCGCACUACAAACAGAGCAACCGAGCUCCGGCUUGCAAGACUCCGGUCAGCCGCUAGGAUUCUCUGAGGCCGUGGACGGCACUCUCCUGGGCAUGCAACCCACUUUCUCGAAUUUUGCUGAUCCAACCCGUCGCCCCUUUACAGACGUACAACCCGACGUUGUGUCGCGAUGUCCCAUGUGGUCAACGACUCCCAAGCAACCAUACGAUCGCAGUGGAUCCCGAGGUGAAGAAUCUAGAGAAGGGGGGUUUGCUAGCUUGCUGGACCAUUGCGCGAGGCUUCAGCGACAUCUCAUAACGACUGACGAGGAUACGUCUACAACCUCGGAAGAGGGUGCGUUGCCAACGCCCAAGAAACUCGAAGUGUCGGAUGACCAGUUGCAAGAUAUCCUGGAAGACAUCGACUCCAGCUGCAAACUCCUGCUUGAGGUGUGUGACGAGGGGAGCUUGCCCAAGCCAGCUUCUUCGACAUGGACGAACCCCCCCUUGGAUUUGGCUUCUGCAUCCUUGAUAACGGCCGUUAUAUUUAAAGUUUUCCAGCUCUGUGAGGUCCUGCUCAGCGGCCAGGGCCUGAGAGUGCGCUCCAUGAAGGAUGUUCUUCUCCAGAAGAGACUUGACUUUAACAUCACCCAGGCAAGGAUUGUGGCGGCGCGGGUCGAGCAGUGGACGCAGAAUAGGCGGCUGAUUUCGCAGGAACUUUCGAAAAAGGCCAUGCAAAUCGAGGAAAGAUUCACUAGCCAGCGUGGACGCGGCUCCAUGGGGAUGGUUGCUGAACCUGAAAACAUGGAGUCUCCGAGGAUAUAGCUUCAGUGAAACACCCUCAGUUCCAAAUGGUAACCUUGUUUCACCUUCCAAGGUUCGCACCAGUAUUUUAUGGAGUGAGUGCAACGCAUACCAGACACCUUCGCUGGCAGAAGUUUUCUGUGCUUAAUAUCUCACACCGGACGCUGCAAAUCGUUUUCCAUUCAAUGCUCUAGAUCGCCUAGGGCUUGCUAUCAAUUAUAACCCCUGGAACAAUUAAUCUCUUAACUCUUCUGUGAAUAGUAUUCCAUAAAAAUACUGAGAUGGAAAAUGGUAUAAAUUGAUGUGAU
Coccidioides immitis RS is the source of this 1472-nucleotide messenger RNA. RefSeq lists its product as uncharacterized. The transcript has a single exon. NCBI's taxonomy places the organism in Eukaryota, Fungi, Ascomycota, Eurotiomycetes, Onygenales, Onygenaceae. Gene Ontology annotation, molecular function: DNA-binding transcription factor activity, RNA polymerase II-specific; zinc ion binding. Bases 1 to 1185 code for a protein of 394 amino acids. The record is from RefSeq and is a predicted model, not a curated record. Gene Ontology annotation, cellular component: nucleus.